This is a messenger RNA of Gadus chalcogrammus (walleye pollock), 6892 nucleotides long. It is a transcript of the gene rasa1a, whose product is annotated as RAS p21 protein activator (GTPase activating protein) 1a. The transcript is spliced from 26 exons. The coding region runs from base 720 to 3887 and encodes 1055 amino acids. Gene Ontology annotation, molecular function: protein binding. The record is from RefSeq and is a predicted model, not a curated record. Lineage: Eukaryota; Metazoa; Chordata; Actinopteri; Gadiformes; Gadidae. Gene Ontology annotation, biological process: regulation of GTPase activity.
GAGAGCAGAGGAGCAGCGGAGCCACCAGCCCCGGAGCCGAGGAACAAGGGCGAACAGCUUGUGUGUACGCAAUAACCAAACACGUCUUCUUCCUCUGAACCAACCUGGAGGGGUCUAUGUUGUCAGCAGAACCCGCCACCUCCGCGCUUUAACAUUACGCGUGUGGAUUAGUUGCGGACGCAACACGGAUCGGUCGGAACUAAAGCGAAACAAAACAAGAGUGGGGGUGAAAAAACAACGGGAAUAUACUACUACAACCGUGACAAUAAAACAACACUCCUCCAGUACAAGUGGACUUGGGUGACUCAAGGAGAGGACUGAAACAACGGGAAAACUUGAUAUGCUCCCGACUAGCCUCUCUCGGUAUUUAAGUUGAAGUGUUGUAAUACUAUUUUCGAGUGAACUUUAAACUCAGGAAACAAUGAAGACCUAGCAAAGCGAGAACUCAUCAAGUGUUUUGAGGACUGCUAGCAAUUCCGCUAGCUCGGCUAUCCGGUAGCUAGCGCCUGUGUGGCUAAAGCUAGCGCCCGCUAAAGGGGGAAAUAAGAGACGCUAGCGGAUUGGCUACUUGGGCUAGUAAGCUAAACGUGUUUUCAAGAAACUUUUGGUUUCGUGUUUUUGUCCCCCAGACGGGGAGGGUGCGCUGCAGCGUUUAAGAGGGGAAGGGCAGGUUCCCUUCUGGACUUUCUUUCCCUCCUCCCUCGCCACAUUUCGUGAACAUGAUGGCUGCGGAGGUCGGCAGCGAGGAGACGGGAUCAGUGUCAACAGGGACAGGGGUGGCAGGCAGCGGAGGGCCCGACACGGCCCAUUUCCCGUACUACUCUAAGUCCACCAGAGUGCGAGUCACUGAUCUGGGACCAGUAGUGGAGCCAGCCAUGCGCCAGAAUUCCAACACCUCUCCAGACUCUCCUCCCGAUAUGAGCAUAAUAUAUCCCGUUUCAAGGGGAGAAAUGUCCGCAACAGGGAGUGGUGGGCAUUCAAUUAUUCUUGGAACAAGCUCAGGAACCGUGGGCGGCAUGUGUUCUCCCACUUCGGAUGACCCAAGUUGCCGGAUGUCACCCACAUCUUCAUGCCCGGAUGGGCCGAAUCUCUUUCCCCCACUGCCACCCCCUCCUCCACCUCCUCCAGGCUGCGGGGUACUCGGAACGGUGGAUGAGAGUGACAUGCAAGAUGGACCAGAAUACGAGGAAGAGGAGGUGGUGUUCCCCCUGUCAGCGCCACCCACGAACCAGUGGUACCAUGGCAAGCUGGAUCGGACCAUCGCAGAGGAGCGGCUGCGCCAGGCCAAGACGCCCGGCAGCUACCUCAUCAGGGAGAGCGACCGCCGGCCCGGCUCCUUCGUCUUGUCCUUCCUCAGCAUGACGGGCGUGGUCAACCAUUUCAGGAUUAUUGCCAUGUGUGGGGACUACUACAUUGGAGGCCGGAGGUUCUCCUCCCUGUCUGACCUGAUUGGCUACUACAGCUAUGUGUCCUGUCUGCUGAAGGAGGAGAAGCUGCUGUCCCCAGUGGCGCCCCCAGAGCCUGUAGAAGACCGGCGACGAGUGAGGGCUAUUCUUCCAUACACCAAAGUGCCAGAUACAGAUGAAAUCAGCUUCCUGAAAGGGGACAUGUUUAUCGUUCACAAUGAAUUGGACGACGGCUGGCUGUGGGUGACCAACGUCCGGACUGAGGAGCAGGGCCUCAUCGUGGAAGACCUGGUGGAGGAGGUGGGCCGUGAAGAGGAUCCACAUGAGGGCAAAGUCUGGUAUCACGGCAAGAUCAGCAAGCAGGAGGCCUACAACCUGCUGAUGACAGUGGGCCAGGUGUGCAGUUUCCUCGUCCGGCCCUCUGAUAACACGCCGGGUGACUACUCCCUGUUUUUUCGCACCAAUGAAAACAUCCAAAGGUUUAAAAUCUCCCCUACCCCCAACAAUCAGUACAUGAUGGGGGGUAGGUACUACUACAGUGUUGACGACAUCGUUGACCAUUACAAGAAAGAGCAGAUUGUUGAAGGCUACAACCUGAACGAGGCGGUUUCAGUUCAGCAUCAAGAACAAGUCCUCUCUGACAUCGUGGACGGAAAGGAAAUCUACAACACCAUCAAACGGAAGACGAAAGACGCCUUCUACAAGAACAUAGUCAAAAAAGGCUACCUCCUAUUCAACAAAGGUAAAGGCAAGCGGUGGAAGAACCUUUACUUCAUCCUGGAGGGGAACGACGCGCAGCUCAUCUACUUUGAGAGUGAGAAGAGAGCCACCAAACCCAAAGGGCUAAUCGACCUCAGCGUGUGCUCUGUUUACGGAGUGCAUGACAGUCUGUUUGGCAGGCCAAAUUGUUUCCAGGUUGUGGUCCAGCACUUUAGCGAGGAGCAGUACAUAUUUUACUUUGCAGGGGAAGCUCCAGAGCACGCACAGGACUGGAUGAAAUGCCUUCAAACCUUCUGCAGUAACCUAAGGAAACCCACACAGCAGACGAUCAACAAGAGACUGAGACAGGUGAGCAGUCUGGUCCUCUACGUGGAGGAGGCCCACAAGCUGCCCGUGAAGCACUUCAACCAGCCCUACUGUAACAUCUACCUGAACAGCGUGCAGGUGGCCAAGACACACCCCAGGGAGGGUCAGAACCCCGUCUUCACGGAGGAGUUCAUCUUCGAUGACUUGUCGUGCGAAAUCAACCGAUUCGAAAUCAGCCUGAGCAACAAGACGAAAAAGAGCAAAGAAAGUGACAUUUUGUUCAUGCGCUGCCAGCUGAACCGCCUGCAGAAGGGCCAGAUGAUCGAUGAGUGGUUCCCGCUCAGCUCCCACGUCCCCCUGAAGGGCAUCGAGCCGGGGUCGCUGCGUGUCCGUGCCCGCUACUCCAUGGAGAAGAUCAUGCCAGAGGAGGAGUACAGCGAGUUCAAAGAGAUGAUACUCCACAAGGAGUUUCAUGUUAUCUACGACCUGGCCCAUGUGUGCGGCCAAGACCGCACCCUGCUGGCCAGCCUGCUGCUCCGGAUCUUCAGGCACGAGAAGACAGAGGCCCCCCUACUGAGGACACUCAACGACAGGGAGAUCAAUAUGGAGGACGAGGCGACCACGCUGUUCAGAGCGACCACGCUGGCCAGCACGCUGAUGGAGCAGUACAUGAAGGCCACCGCCACGCCCUUUGUCCACCACGCCCUCAAAGAAGCCAUCCUCAAGAUCAUGGAGAGCAAGCAGUCCUGCGAGCUAAACCCUUCCAAGUUGGACAAGAACGACGAUGUGAACCUGAACUUGGCGCACCUCCUCAACAUCCUAUCUGAACUGGUGGAGAAGAUCUUCAUGGCCGCCGAGAUCCUGCCACCGACACUGCGGUACAUCUAUGGCUGCCUGCAGCAGUCAGUACAGCAGAAAUGGCCGGCCAACACCACCAUGAGGACCAGGGUCGUCAGUGGCUUUGUGUUCCUACGGCUGAUCUGCCCUGCCAUCCUCAACCCCAGAAUGUUCAACAUCAUUGCUGACCCUCCGUCCUCAAUAGCCGGCAGGACGCUGACUCUGGUGGCCAAGUCGGUCCAGAACCUGGCCAACCUGGUGGAGUUUGGUGCCAAGGAGCCCUACAUGGAAGGAGUGAACCCCUUCAUUAAGAACAACAAACAUAGGAUGAUCAUGUUUCUGGACGAAUUGGGGAACGUUCCAGACCUCCCCGAGACGACUGAGCACUUUAGGACAGACCUGUCCCGGGACCUAGCGGCACUGCACGAGCUCUGCGCCGCCCACUCAGACGAACUGCGCAUCCGGAGCAACCAGCGGGGAGCUCAGCAGCACGUGUUGAAAAAGCUGCUGGCCAUCACAGAGCUCCUGCAGCAGAGGCAGGAUCACUAUGCCAUGUCCAAUAGCAACAGGACGGAGUGUACCAUUAUGUCACUGGCCGCUGCCAUCCAGGUAAUGUGAAUUAGCAAGUGCCACCAGAGAGGGAGAGACAAAGACAAUGCUCGGAACGACUGGCCAGUCAGCUACACAUUCUGGUUCGGCGUGAAGGGACAGAAGAUCUAAACUGAAUAUGAUUUUGCUAAGCAUGUAGCCAUGUGCAAAGCCCUUAUUGGCCGUUUUAAAUGCAACACUGCUGCAGGAACUCACUUUCUCUGGGGAUGACGCCUGCAAAUUUUGAAAACCUUCCAAAGCCUAUCCGCGACAAGUUUACUUCAGAUACUUUCGUGUUUGUGUAUGGGGGCUGGGGCUGGGGGGGGGACUACGGUGAAGCUUCUGAAAGGAGAUGUGGAUCUCUGAAGAUGGACCUGAGAUACAUUUUGAAUCAUUCACUGUAGAGGCCUCCCCAGAAGUUCUCCUGAACAGUUUAUAUCUCCCGCUUCUUUAUUUUACCUUCGGCUACAUGGACACAGCCGUUAUUUCACCUUUACAAUGCAGUACGACACAGAAGGCAAGUAUGUAGGUGACCUGGAAAACCAUGGUUUGGGACUCCUUCACUUCUUUUUUUUCUAUGCCUCUCCCUAAACAAACACUUUGACGAGGAAACCGAGUCGGGACAGAGAGGCGAUCCAAAGCAUUAAAAAGUAGCACCGUCUGCCAUCAUCAGGGAAUUCUAACUUAGAACCUCUCUCUCUGACAAACAAAACAAGCCUUAACUCCCUUAACCUUUCUGCACAGCAACCUCUAACCCUUCUACGCGGGACUUCACCACACAAGCUCAAGUAUUCGUCCAUGUGUCGGGGGAAACAUGCUAAGCCGGAACCCAACAUCAUUUUAUAUGCCGCUUUUCGCUUGUUAGUAUUAUCCACAUAGGCUUGUGCUGAGGGGGUUUGUGUAAAGGUAGCUGAAAUGGGUUGAACCAUAACGAAGUUGUAUGACGUGCUAACAAAUGAUGUGUGUAGAGGAUAUCUAAGCUGUCCUGUGCAUGUUAUUAAUAACCAUAGAUGAAGACUUGUUAAAAGUGUAUGGGCCUACAUAUAUGCUGCUCUUUAGAAACUUCACUAAAAGCUUCCGCUAAGACCGGAGAGAAAACAAAACUGCUUUCAUGUGUUUACAGUCACAACCAUAACCAUAUGGUUAAUGCGUGCGGGACUUCUCUGCGUUGAAACCUGUGACUGUACGCAACUGUUAUGACUGCCGCCAGGGAUCCGUCCCUCACAGCUAGUAAUCCCUUUGAAUCUGUGCCUGCCAGAACAAGAGUUUACCAAACUGUUUACCGUUGAUGCACUAUCGCUACCACAGACCUCGACCGGGUGUCAAGGAGGAUGACCGGGGGAGGGGGCGACGGGGAGAUUGAGCCUAAGUCAAAGUCUCCUCCUCCCAGUACCCCGCGAUAAGCAGCAUAGUCUUGGUUGUUGUAGGGUAGGGGUGUGCGAUGUGCUGUUGUAUUUCCUUAUUGUAUUUCAUAUUAGCCAAUGAUGUGUUCCUUUUUUUAUUUUUCUACCUGAUACCGAACCUCAAUCUUUUGCAUCUUAGAUACAACCUGGCUGAAUAAAAAACGUUAGUACGUAGAACUGUGUGAAUCGUUGUGCUUUUAUCCCCUUUUUUACUAACAUCUUGCAACUGUGUAUUCUUUGUUAUGGCCUGUGAAUAAUGCCUGAUUGAUAUAAACGUUGCUAAAAUCUGAAAUCAGAACUACAAAAUGCUGCUUUAUGUGCAAUGCUACUUAAUAUGCAUGAUCUUUUUAAUCCUUGAUAUAUCAUAAAAACUGUCCACUUACUUUGUUGACGUGUUAAACUCCAAGUGGACCCUCUCCAGCUUCUCUUUGUAGGCACUAACUUCUUCUGCUUUAGGAAGUUCAUAAUCCUUUAUAAGCUUCUUCAUCCCUGGAUUAGAAAAAGACAUGCCCUUAAACAAUGCGUAGUUUGGACAGAAACUAUGCUAGUGCCAUCUUGUGGUGGAAAGUUGUAUCUGAAGUUUACUCACGUCUCAUGGAUUCAUUAAGUUUGACGAUAUACUCUCUGUUGUCCUUCAUCCCCAUGCACUCGCUGAGGUAACUGGGAUCGAAAAUAUAAUGCAGCUCAUUAUCUCCAUGUUUUAUACCUUCACCCUACCACCAUGCCCUACAUUUACUAAUGUGUGUAGCAGUCACAUGCACCUUAAAAAGUAAGCAAAAACUGCUUAUUGUACAGUUCGUUGUAAGAUAACCUGCUGGAAAGAGUUGGAAGGAAAAUCUAACUAAUCCAUCACAAUGUAAACAUAGACAGUCCGGCACAUGCUAUGUGGUCCGCGGUGCCAGGGGGAUGACCCACCUGUCCAUGUUGAGGCCUGCCCGCGAGGCGCUGUUCAGGAUGGCAAUCAGGGCGAUCUGAGACGGGGCGAAAAGCAGCCCAGCGUCCGUCGUGUUGGCUCUGGUCAGGAAGUCAUCGGCACUUUUCCUCAGCGACUCCGGGUUCUCCAGCGGGGGGUACCGGGUCUGUUCACAGACAGGGGUCAUGUGCAUGUUAUCCACUGAGGAAAUAAUAUAAAAAAACCUCCACCUAAUGGACUGACAUCGUUGUGAUGGGGUGGAGAAUAUCAACCACAACAUGAAUAGAUUUAGAUAAAUUCCCUAGCCAAAGAAAAGAGUAUACUAUGAUCGUGCUGUCCUAUAUAUUGUAUAAUGUAUUCGUACUUAUACUAGAGUGUCUGAUUGGUUGAAUGAUAUAAAAGCAGUCCAUGAUCCAAUAUAAUUCUGUUGGUGAGAGAGCAGCUAUUCCUAGGAAUGAAGAUGGGAGAAGGUGGUGAUGGUGGUGGUGGGGGGGUAAACAACAAGCUUCUCCCAGUGAUCCACCCCACCUUGAUGUCUAUCAGCAGCCCCUCCAUUGGCCUGUACGGAGUGUGGACCACCAGGUGAAAGUUGAGCUGUUGGAUGAGCAGGAGCUCGAACUCCAGGAUCUGCUCCAGCACCCUCUCCUGGCCGGCAGGCGUCUCCUGCAGCAAGUUGCCUACAAACUGAGUGCUGGAGACGUUGAACUCGUCCACUUUAC